AUGACAUCCCAGUACAACUCCUCCCGGGAGAUAGUGUUUGUGCUGCAUGGACUAAACUUAACGCAGACAAACAGACACAUCUACUUGGUGUUUACUCUCAUCCUGUAUCUCUUCACCAUUUUUCUGAAUCUAGCAUUGGUCGUUACUAUAUUUCUGAAAGAAAUGUUGCGAACCCCAAUGUAUUUAUUCCUCUGUAACCUGUGUUUUAAUGGAAUCAUCGGUGCUUCAGCUUUCUACCCAAAGAUACUUCAUGACAUUUUAUUUGACUCUCAUGUGAUAACAUACUCUGGGUGCAUGACUCAGAUAUUUUUUAUUUUUUUAUAUGUUCAUUGUGAAUUUACCAACUUAACAGUGAUGGCUUAUGACAGAUAUGUUGCCAUCUGUAAGCCACUCCACUACCACUCAAUUAUGACUAUUAGGAAAGUAUGGAGACUGAUUCUUCUGACAUGGUUUUUGUCAUGGAUGGAAUGCAUUAUUGGGUGUGUCCUAUUAGUUAGGUUACCCCUCUGUGGUGUUGACAUUGAUAAACUCUACUGCUCAAACUGGGUGGUGGUGAAGCUCUCCUGUGUUGACACCAGUCUGAACAACCUCUAUGGCUUGAUUCUAACUUUUUUAAAUUUCUCUCAAGCGAUAAUUAUCCUUAUUUCCUAUGUGAACAUUGUCAAAGCAUCUUUACGUUCCCAGGCAGGGAUGAGGAAGUUCAUGCAGACCUGCCUGCCUCAUAUGAUCACAUUGGCUAACUGUUCAAUAUCUGUCUUCUUUGAUUCAAUGUACGCUCACUACGGAAGCAACAACAGCCUGCUGGCCCUGAGGAAUAUCAUGGCUGUGGAGUUCUUAGUUCUGCCUCCUCUGGUGAAUCCCAUCAUAUAUGGGAUGAACCUCAAUCAAAUUCGGAAAACAGUUAAAACGUUUUUCAAGCGAAGAGUUGUUGCCUUAAGCUAA
Molecule: messenger RNA, 942 nt
Organism: Esox lucius (northern pike)
Lineage: Eukaryota; Metazoa; Chordata; Actinopteri; Esociformes; Esocidae
Product: olfactory receptor 4S1-like
Exons: 1
Coding region: 1-942 (313 amino acids)
Biological process (GO): G protein-coupled receptor signaling pathway
Cellular component (GO): membrane
Molecular function (GO): olfactory receptor activity; G protein-coupled receptor activity
Source: RefSeq, a predicted model, not a curated record